Molecule: messenger RNA, 5158 nt
Organism: Pipra filicauda (Wire-tailed manakin)
Lineage: Eukaryota; Metazoa; Chordata; Aves; Passeriformes; Pipridae
Gene: MSI2
Product: musashi RNA binding protein 2
Exons: 15
Coding region: 33-944 (303 amino acids)
Cellular component (GO): cytoplasm
Molecular function (GO): RNA binding
Source: RefSeq, a predicted model, not a curated record
GGUUCUCUCAGGGGCUCUCGCUCGGCGCGGCCAUGGAGGCGGACGGGAGCCAGGCUACCUCGGGGAGCCCCGGAGAGGCGCAGCACGACCCCGGCAAGAUGUUCAUCGGCGGCCUCAGCUGGCAAACCUCACCAGACAGCCUUAGAGACUAUUUUAGCAAAUUCGGAGAAAUUAGGGAGUGUAUGGUCAUGCGGGACCCCACCACCAAGCGCUCCAGAGGCUUCGGGUUCGUUACGUUCGCGGAUCCGGCGAGUGUAGACAAAGUCCUGGCUCAGCCGCACCACGAGCUGGACUCCAAGACGAUUGACCCUAAAGUUGCGUUUCCCCGACGAGCACAGCCCAAGAUGGUCACAAGAACAAAGAAAAUAUUUGUAGGUGGAUUAUCGGCUAAUACGGUAGUGGAAGACGUGAAGCAAUACUUCGAACAGUUUGGCAAGGUAGAGGACGCCAUGCUAAUGUUUGACAAGACGACCAACAGGCAUAGAGGAUUUGGCUUCGUAACUUUUGAAAAUGAAGACGUGGUGGAAAAAGUCUGUGAGAUUCAUUUCCACGAAAUCAAUAAUAAAAUGGUAGAAUGUAAGAAAGCACAACCUAAAGAAGUGAUGUUUCCACCAGGGACGAGAGGAAGGGCACGUGGAUUGCCGUACACCAUGGACGCUUUUAUGCUGGGGAUGGGAAUGUUGGGUUACCCGAAUUUUGUUGCAACGUAUGGCCGAGGAUAUCCUGGAUUUGCCCCAAGUUACAGUUAUCAGUUCCCAGCCCUAUUACCAUAUUUAAAUGCAAGUUUUCCGGCAGCGGCUUAUGGACCAGUAGCAGCGGCGGCCGUGGCGGCAGCAAGAGGAUCAGGUAGGGGGGCCCGUGGAAGAGCAAACCCUCAGAGUGCAGGGUCAGGUAAAAGCUCUGUCGGUAUUCUGUGUGGCUGCAGCUCUCCAUCAUUUCUCUGAUUUUCCUCACACUUAUCCUGGGGACCUGAAAACGAAAGAUCCAAAAAAAAAUUAUAUAAAAAUUAAGUAAUCAGUCCCGACCCAAACCCAAACUACAAGCAGAGGCCACGGGGGCUGGAGCACCUGCAGGAGAUUGGCAUGAGAACUGCCAAAACCAGGGUAGAUAUUCCAAUUUGUUUCUUUCUUUAUUCCUUUAUUGUGUUGGUUUCUUUAUUUCUUUGGUUUAAAUUCAAGGUUCUAAAAGACAACCCCCCCCCCCCCAAAAAAAUUUAAUUUGUGUUUUUUGAAAAAAAGUUUUGGUUUCUCAUGGGAAGCUGGGGUUGGGUUGAGGUGGUGGCAGCAGCUCCGGGUGCUCCCGCCGUGCCCGGAGCCGCUGUCACCUCCUCUGCCACAGCCAGCACAGAGCAUCCCCCCAGCGAGGGGCUGUGUCCCUUGAGGACAGUGUCACUCGUGCCAUCAGCAAUGGCACUGCUUCCACGAGGAAUGCCAAAGCUUUUCUUCUGUCCUUCCGAAAGCUUCUGGUUUUUUUCCCCUUAAGGGAAAUAAAUAAAUCGUUGCCAAUUACCAUUACUGCCUUAGGUUUAAAUUUUGCCAAACACAAAUUAGGACUUUGCUCAGGUGACAAGGAGUUCAGAGCAGCCAUCGGUGAGCUGUGGGCUUGGCUCCCGAGCCAGGCCAGGAUGGAGCUGCUGCCGGGACGGAGCCGCUGCCAGCCCAGUGUCCUCUGCCCCAGUGUCUCCUCGGAGGACACGGCGCUGGCAGCACCUUCCAGCUCACUCAUGGCUGGGCUGGGGGUUCUCAGUGACUUUUCUGGCAGUGCCGGUGGGUUAACGAGGCUCUCCCCGAAAAGCCACGGCUGCGUGAGGGGUCAGGAGGAGGGCGCAGGCCCAGGUGUGUCUCGAGUGCGAGCCCAAUGCCAUGGAGGCCAAAGAAAGACACCAGGAGAACUCCGUUCCAUGCAAACUGGCACUGCUUGCAGGCUACAAAGGACUCUCUGUACCAGUUCCAUCUUGUGGCAUGUAGAGAGCGCCUAAGGGGUGACUUGCCAGCCUGGUUGUGGGGAUCCCCCAUCUCCCGGCUUCUCCUACUGCCCCGUCACAGAGGGGGAAAAACAAACCCAAAGAGAAAAACAAACCCAAAUGAAAAACAAGAUUGCUUUUGCAUAUGCUUCCAGGAAAACAGACCUCAUUGUUUCUGCCUCUUCCUCAUGUUUUGCCCUUCAGGUUUUGUUUUACGUGCAAACAGACCUGGUGAGUUGCCCCUUAGCAAGGCACAGAGGGUUUGGCUCGAUUAACGUUGCUUCCCUGAUUAUUAUGAUUAUUUUUUUUAAUCGGAGUGCUUUUGGUGCCCAUUACAACUGAACUGAGCAUUGAUCAAUUCUGUGCCUGAAAAUCAUUUGUCUUUAAUUUGAGUGUUUUUUGGUUUCUCUUUUGUUGGGUUUUCUGUUUUGUUUUUUCAGUUCUUUUGGUUUUUGAUUUGAACUUGCAAUACGAAACUAAAUCUAACCCUAAAUUAACAACACCCUUUCUGGCAAGUUUAAAGAGCAGUAUGGUGUUUGGAAAUGUCUUUUCAAGCCUCAAAAUUGCCUGUGUGCACAAAACUGGCAAAACCCCAAAACUGAAUCCAAAGAGCCCCUGUCCCUCCCCAGCCCCGAGGUCUCAAGGAGGAAGAUGGGUUCGUCACCGGCCCCACGGCCACUCACAUCUGCACCAGACUGUGCUCUGGGAACGGUGGGGUUUCCGUAGAGUCAUCUCCAUCCAAAGCCGGUUUCGGAAGGGACAUCCUGGGUUCUCCACUCCAUCAGCAAUGGUAGUGAAUUGUAUCCAGGAGCAGUGGAGUCCGAUCGAUCUUGCGCUGCAGUGUACGGGCCCGAUUCAUUACAAGAAAAAUGGUUGGGGUUUUUUCUUCUUUCCUUUUCAGUUGGGUUUUUCUUUUUCCUUCACAAAUUCGCACAGUUCUCCUUCACGUGUGCCUGAUCCAAAGCACAGAGCACUGCACAGCUGGCCCUAACUGACCCUUUCUGCCAGGAAAUAGGAAAGAGCUGGAAAACACCCAGGCAGGCGCAUCCCACCACCCCUGACUUACUGGGGAGGGCUCUGCCCAGGGCUGCUGGAGCUGCCCCUGUCACAGAGCAAACAGACCAGGAGGUUCCUGGAAAGCAUUGAUGACAGUCCAUGUCAUCAGUGUCCCCAUCACUGCUGCUCCUUCGGCAGUGCUCCAGCCUCACCAGCUCACCCAAAAUUGACCUUCUCUGCUCUCCGGCCCUGUCCUGCCGGCUCUUCCCCACCUUCCUGGCAUCACUGCCAGCACAGAGACUGAGUGCCCCCAGAGAGCAUCCACCUUCAGCUGCACAUCUUGGUCUCCCAGGGAAGCUGCAACCCUUUCACUCCAAGCCCCUGAGCACUGACCACCUUGGUUUCUCCCCGAGCUGAUGCUCCAUCUCUUGGGUCACCUGCAUGUUUGCUCAGCCAACAGAAGGAGCCUGCCAGGGGCAGGUACCUGCACAGGGCAGUGCCCGGCCCUGGUUCUGUGCUGCCUGGUCUUCCCUGCCUUUGCCCCUUCCUUUUCCCGUGUCACCAGCUGACCUGGCUAGAUAAACAAGUUCUUUUAUCUGUCACAGCAGUUCUGUCCUACGACCAGCAGAAAGGGAUGUGUCCCUCUCCUCGUGCUCAGUGCCACCCAUAAAUUCACGUCCUGCGUAGCUGCUCGUGUGCCGGCAGGGUGAGCAGAGCAGUGCUGCUCUCCAUAAAUCACAUCCCCAGUCGAUGUCCCAGUGAUGAGACAAUAGCCAAGGUCCCUCGAGCAGACACGGGUCUGGCCACAUCCAUUUGCUCCGGGUGGGACUGUGCUGCCCAAUCCCUCUGCUGGUUUUGACAACCUCACCCAUUCUUGUAUUUUUUUAAUGAAUUGGGACCUGAGCCAUGGAAAACGAGCAAAGUUAAAAGUCUGAAUGCUGCAAACUCCUCCUAGACAACUUCACUAUCAGUGUCACGUUUCUUUUGAAUCCACCUGACAUAUUUUACGUGUAAAACAUUUUUGUCGUGUAAACGCUUUUUUUAAAAUACAGUCAUGGGGGGGGCACAUUUUUCUCUUGCAUUUGACAUGGGAGGGGUUCAUCUGGCAGGAGAGCGAGACAAGGAAAAUUUGGCAGGAGAGGUUUUUUUUUGUUCCUUCCUCUUUGGUUCAUUAACAAGUCUGAGAUUUUUCCAGUUCCCAACCCGUUGCCACCAGCUGUUCCUCCCUGAGGGCUGGAGACAAAACCCAUAAGGCCACCUGUGAUCCAGCCCUGUCCCAGGUGAGCAGUGCCAGCUCCCCCGGGCACACUUUGCCCGCCGAGCCGGCCAGCGGCACACGGUGCAGUGGGACAGUGGUGCCACGGCACCAGGAGCUGCUCCCCCACCCCAACCCCUGGCACAUCUGGAUUUUGGGCCCCAGUCCUGGCUUGCCAGCGCUGCCUUUGAGCCCUGCGCCCCAACAACCCCUUACUGGACUUUAUACUUGCCAGCAAUAACAAAUCUCGUAACGUGAGCUACUGACCUUGAUGGUGAGUGUGAGCAGUUAUGUUUUGUUGUUUUCUCUCUUGCUUGGUUGGGGCUGCUGUGAGAGAGGGUGUCUCUGAGGCAAACUUUCCGGCCUCUCUUACACUCGGACGUGCACACCUCCUCUCAAACACUCUUCUGAGCGCUCUCAGCGGGAAGUCUUGAAUAGCUACAGUGCUCAACCGAAUUUUGGCGCACCCGCUUCCCCGGCAGGCUCCAACCCAGCACGACCCGGAGGCUUCCCCGGGGCCAACAGCCCCGGGCCCGUCGCGGAUCUCUACGGCACGGCCAGCCAGGACUCCGGCGUGGGUAACUACAUAAGCGCCGCCAGCCCGCAGCCGGGCUCCGGCUUCGGACACGGGAUCGCCGGACCUUUGAUUGCAACGGCUUUUACAAAUGGAUACCAUUGAAACGUUACACAUGGUUGGUUGCCAUCUCACUUGGAGAGUCUCUCUGGAUGUCCGGGCAAGACGGGGCGAAGUUUCUGAAGGGGCCCACGGUUGGGUGAUCUCAUCAGACUUUGAGCACUACAUCAUUAUCAUCAUCAUCUUCACCGCCAACACAAACUGGAGGUGGCACUCGAAGGACUUGAGUUGUUUAAAAUCUCUCUCAUCAUCUCAUGAAUCUGCUGUACUAUAAAAACAACAGCUUUUAAAAGUAUGUAUAUAAAACCCA